UAAACAUAUCUUAAUUAACUUCCUGGUACAGAUACAUUUGGGGAAAAGACACAGAAAAGAAAGUAAAAUUAAAUGUAAACAGAUGAAGUGAUAUUUACUUAAAUCAAGAGGUUAUAGAAUCCAGCAAACCUAUACCAUGUGGACCUUGUUUCCAGGGAAAAGUAAACACUAAAGCUGACAUCUGGUGUUACAACUGUGAUGAAAGAUUAAGUUAACAUAUUCUAUUAACCAUAAAAGAUUGAUUUUUGUGUGACAUCAAUACUAAAACUGAUAAACCAUCCAUCUCAGUGAUCAAAAUGGAAUGUGACAAACAUGGUCAACAGCUCAUCUUGUAUUGCCCCAGUCAUUUAAUGCCUUGCUGUGAUGAAUGUAUUUCAACCAGUCAUUCAAAAUGUACAGGAAUAAAGAGUUUAGCAGGUGUGGUGGAGAAAACAAAAAUUGAAAAAUCCAAAGAAACUGUAGAGACAGACAUCAUUUCUAUCUUAUCUACUUUGGACCAAUUAGUAAAUCAAAAAUCAAAAAACAUCAAAACAGGAGAAAAUCAGUAUAUAGGCAUACAGAAAUCAAUUAAAGGAAUUAGACAGGAAAUAAAUAAACAUUUAGACCACCUGGAGAAGAAGUUAUGCCAAGAAGCAAGUAUUAUUAGGAAUCAGGAAAAAUCAAAAACAACGGAUUUCAUUUCUGAAAUUGAAGGGAAAAAGAAAAACUUGAAGGAAAUGAAAGAACAAUUACAAACAGUCACUUCAAAUAUUUCCAAACUACAAUCAUUUCUUUGUGUACAUAAGAUUGAACAACAAGUACAUCAAUGUCAAAGAUAUAUUGAAGAUCUGGAAAAUGAUGACAGAGUCAAAGAAGUUGACAUCAAAAUGAAGCAAAAUGAUGAGAUAGAAAAAAUACUAAGUCAAUUAGAAUCAUUAGAAUCCCUCGGAGAAGUAACAGUUGUUAAGACAGAAAUAGACUUAAACAGACAUACAAGUUUGAGGAGGAAAGCACAAGUAGAAUCACAAGAACAAUCCAACAUAAACAACAUGACCAUGAAUAUUGAGACAAAGAUAGAGAUCAACAUAAGUGAGAUUAUUACUGACAUGAUUUGUCUGAUGGAUGGAAGAGUUAUAGUAGUGGAAGGGUUGGGUAAAGUUUACCUACUUACUUCUGAUGGUAAACUACAGAAACAACUACCUAUACCUGGUGGAGCCUUGAGUGUUACACAGAUCAAUCAGGACACUAUAGCCAUAACUUAUCCUGGUGAGGGAGCCAUUAAGAUCUUCAAUAUGGAGAAUGAAACAGUUACCAAAGUUAUCAAAUUAAACAAAGGAUGCUAUGGUUUAUCAUUCUACAAUAAUUCUCUGGCUGUAGGUUUGAGUAGUGAUGAAAUCCGUAUUAUAGACUUGGAAGGAAAUACACAGAAGUCAAUACAAGUUGAGAGUGCAUCAAACCUGUAUCACCUUGUUUACCGUAAUGACAGAGUAAUCUAUAGUGACUGUAUAGGUAAAGCAGUAUACUGUGUGGAUGGAUCAGGUAAACAGACCUGGCAAUAUACACAGGAUUUAUCACGACCACAAGGACUUUGUACAGAUACUUAUGGUAACAUUAUUGUAGCAGACUGUGUCUCUGACAGGAUAAUAGUAAUAUCAAAAGAUGGACAGGAUGGUAAAGUACUGCUUAGUAAUGAGGAUAGACUGAAAGAUCCUCUGUGUAUUAGUUUUAAAGAUAAUGAGUCUUCAGGUUUUAUUUGUGAUAACACAGGCAGAUACUUGACAGAAUUCAAUCUAUCAUGUGGAUAACAUACACACUAAAGAAUCUUAUGAAUAUUGCUUUUCUAUGAAAUAAUAAACCUAUAAUAGGUGGUAAUAUUUAAUAGUAAAAGUUUGAAUGUGAGAGGUAAUAAAGACAAGUGUAUAGAUGUAUGCUUUUAUUGUGUUGUUGGGUUACUGUCUAUUAAAUCAAUGUCCACAUCACAGAUCCUUAUAUUCCUAAGUGGUGAUAAUUGUUGUGAAGUUCAAUUAAUGUAAGAGAAAAUAUACACAAGUGUAUAGAUGUCUGUUUCAUUGUGUUGCUAAGUUACUGUCUACUUAUAUUCUGUCUUGAUAUAUGGUGUGAAGGAAAUGUAGGCAGGUGUAUAGCGGUAUGCUUUUAUUGUGUUGUUGGGUUACUGUCUAAUCACAUAUAUUUAAUUAUAUUCCUAAGUGGUGAUAUUUGGUGUGAAGUUUGAAUGUGAUAGGAAAUGUAAACAAGUGUAUAAAUGUAUGCUUUUAUUGUGUUGUUGUGUGACUGUCUAUUAAUAUUCAACUCAAAUAUUAUUAAAAGUGAAGAAAUUACCUUGUAAAAGAAUUUCAAAAACAUUUUAGAUAAUCAUGAUACCUUCAUUCAGUGAAAAUAACAGAUAGGUAUCAAUUCUAUGAUAUAAGGGGAUACUGAUAGAAUAUCUCCAUCAAGGAAAGGAAUAUUAACACUAAGAAAGGAAAAGUUAUCCCCUUCAUAAUUUUGGUAUAUAGACUGCCAUGAGAAAUUCUAAUUUGAAAGACGAAAAAAAUAACAUUGGUAAUUAUUGAAAAUUGGUUCAGUAAAAUUGAGUUAAUGGAUAAAUUUGGAAAAAUUGAAUCCUAAACAAAAAACAAUCAUGUACCAUCUAAAUAUCUGCAGGUAUUGCUAAAAUAUCUAUGGAGGGAUGUUUUUUUGUG
This is a messenger RNA of Mytilus californianus (California mussel), 2681 nucleotides long. RefSeq lists its product as uncharacterized. The transcript is spliced from 2 exons. Bases 297 to 1784 code for a protein of 495 amino acids. Lineage: Eukaryota; Metazoa; Mollusca; Bivalvia; Mytilida; Mytilidae. The record is from RefSeq and is a predicted model, not a curated record. Gene Ontology annotation, molecular function: protein binding.